GCGGCGGGGACCGGCGUGAGGAAGCCCUGAGCCCUCGGCGGGCUGCGAGCGACUCCCCGGCGAUGCCUCACAACUCCAUCAGAUCCGGCCACGGAGGGCUGAAUCAGCUAGGAGGGGCCUUUGUGAAUGGCAGACCCCUGCCUGAAGUGGUGCGUCAGCGCAUCGUGGACCUGGCCCACCAGGGCGUGAGGCCCUGCGACAUCUCCCGCCAGCUCCGAGUCAGCCAUGGCUGUGUCAGCAAGAUCCUUGGCAGUAGGUACUACGAGACUGGCAGCAUCCGGCCUGGAGUGAUAGGGGGCUCCAAGCCCAAGGUGGCCACCCCCAAGGUGGUGGAGAAGAUUGGAGACUACAAGCGUCAGAACCCUACCAUGUUUGCCUGGGAGAUCCGAGACCGGCUCCUGGCUGAGGGGGUCUGCGACAAUGACACUGUGCCCAGUGUCAGCUCCAUCAAUAGGAUCAUCCGGACCAAAGUGCAGCAACCAUUCAACCUCCCCAUGGACAGCUGCGUGGCCACCAAGUCCCUGAGCCCGGGACACACGCUGAUCCCCAGCUCAGCUGUAACGCCCCCAGAGUCACCCCAGUCAGACUCUCUGGGCUCCACCUACUCCAUCAACGGGCUCCUGGGGAUUGCUCAGCCUGGCAGCGACAGCAAGAGGAAAAUGGACGACAGUGACCAGGACAGCUGCCGGCUGAGCAUCGACUCCCAGAGCAGCAGCAGCGGGCCCCGCAAGCACCUUCGCACGGACGCCUUCAGCCAGCACCACCUUGAGCCGCUCGAGUGCCCAUUCGAGCGGCAGCACUACCCGGAGGCCUAUGCCUCCCCCAGCCACACCAAAGGCGAGCAGGGCCUCUACCCGCUGCCCUUGCUCAACAGCGCCCUGGACGACGGCAAGGCCACCCUGACCCCUUCCAAUACACCCUUGGGGCGCAACCUCUCGACUCAUCAGACCUACCCAGUGGUGGCAGAUCCUCAUUCACCCUUCGCCAUAAAGCAGGAAACCCCCGAGGUGUCCAGUUCUAGCUCCACCCCUUCCUCUUUAUCUAGCUCCGCCUUUUUGGAUCUGCAGCAAGUCGGCUCCGGGGUCCCAGCCGGUGCCUCGGUCCCGCCCUUCAAUGCCUUUCCCCAUGCUGCCUCCGUGUACGGGCAGUUCACGGGCCAGGCCCUCCUCUCAGGGAGAGAGAUGGUGGGGCCCACGCUGCCCGGAUACCCACCCCACAUCCCCACCAGCGGACAGGGCAGCUAUGCCUCUUCUGCCAUCGCAGGCAUGGUGGCAGGAAGUGAAUACUCUGGCAAUGCCUACGGCCACACCCCCUACUCCUCCUACGGCGAGGCCUGGCGCUUCCCCAACUCCAGCUUGCUGAGUUCCCCAUAUUAUUACAGUUCCACAUCAAGGCCAAGCGCACCGCCCACCACUGCCACGGCCUUUGACCACCUGUAGUUGCCAUGGGGACAGUGGGAGCAACUGAGCAACAGGAGGACUUGGCCUGGGACAGGCCCCAGAGAGUCACACAAAGGAAUCUUUAUUUAUUACAUGAAAAAUAACCACAAGUCCAGCAUUGCGGCUCACUCCCUGUGUGGUUGAUUUAAUGAACCAUGAAAGACAGGAUGACUUUGGAGAAGGCCAAACUGUCCUCUAAAGACUCCGCAACGAGGGGCAGGAGUUCCAGGGAGAGAGCACUGCCCCAUUCCAAAAGAGACAGAAUUGGAGGAGAAAUGUGGAGAGAGGAGGGAACCGCCGAGGAGCUUGAGAGGGACGGCUCGCGGCCCACGAGGGGCUUAGGGCCGCAAAGGCGACUGUGGCUCCAUCAACGCGCUCUGGCGGUCCUGGGCUGUAAGCACUUCUGUCCAGCCCGCACACCACAGCCGGGCGCGGAGGCUGUCCCCCGACAGCCCCGCUGACCGUCACCUGCAGCCUGCCCCACAGCCGAGGCUCUGGCCGUCCACCUCCUCCACUCGGCUUGCUUGGCUCUUUCCGCGCCUCCCUCCCGGCCACGGGCUGAGGGCCGGGUGGAGUCAGCCGGAAGCUCCACCUGGCGGUCAAGGGCCUGCCUUUCGCCUGCUGCUGAGAAUGUGUGAGCACGCCCCAGGUUCUCCUCCGGUGGAUCGUUCCUUGCCAGCCAGUCGGCCUAUUACAGCUUGAGACAGACGUUCCCCAGGGCCCCGGCUCCUGGGGAGUGAGCUGCAGCCCUUCCCCGGGGGCAGAAUGAGGCAGAAUUGCCAGGGACGCUUCCCUCUCCCCACAGCCCCUGCCAAGCCAGGUAUGCAGCCUACAGCCCAAGCCCACAGCAACGGAAAAGACCCUGAGGCGACCCCCUGAAGCCAGCAAUGGAGGUUCCCCCUCUGGCCCCCUCGCAGCCCUUGCCCCAGAAGCCUGACUGUAAAUACUGUAAAUGAAGCUCUGUUUGGGUCAAGCUUCCCUCUGUCCACCCCUAGACUUUGGCCUCUCAGUGAAUUGUCUCCCUGCCAUGUUGGGCUUUCUCUCCUUGAUGCUUCUUUCUUUUUUUUUAAAGACAACCCACCAUUACCACCUAACUCAAUAAACCAUUACUCUUGGUCUCAGGCUUUGGGGUCAGCUGGGGAAGGAAGCACCCUGGGUCUGGGCUUUCUCCAGAGAACCCCAGAGCCCUGUGGACAAUGAACUCAUGUUGGGUGGGGGGUGGGGGGUUGAAAGACCGUCUGAUGCCCAGGAGCCCUGACUUGGCAUUCUCCCUCUCCCUCUGUUAAUAGAUGUUUAACUCCGGGCAGCCACUUAUCCUAAGCUUUGAUUUCCACUGUGAGUGAAUGUGAGAUUAAAAUGAGCACAUGGCA
Messenger RNA from Lynx canadensis (Canada lynx), 2809 nucleotides. It is a transcript of the gene PAX8, whose product is annotated as paired box 8. Gene Ontology annotation, molecular function: RNA polymerase II cis-regulatory region sequence-specific DNA binding; DNA-binding transcription factor activity, RNA polymerase II-specific. The record is from RefSeq and is a predicted model, not a curated record. The transcript has 11 exons. The coding region runs from base 63 to 1439 and encodes 458 amino acids. NCBI's taxonomy places the organism in Eukaryota, Metazoa, Chordata, Mammalia, Carnivora, Felidae. Gene Ontology annotation, biological process: anatomical structure development; regulation of transcription by RNA polymerase II.